UAUGCUCGCAGGGAGUAAAAACAAUGACGUUGUAGGAAUUCUUUAAUAGUAUGUUUAAAUUUUCUAUUGCUCAUCUUUUUCACGGUACCUGGCAAAACAUUAUACAAUUUCAGGUUCAAUGAGUUCUUCUCAGACUUCCUCAGUCUAAACCUAGGCCGUCUAAGGAGAUCCCCCGAACGAGUUGAAUAGGCAUGGCAAUCGGAAUUAGCGCUAAAGUUUCCUUUCGUUCUUUGUAUCUCUAAUAACUGGUAGUAGAUAUAGAUGCAAGGAAGGGGCAUCACUUUGAAUUUUUUAAAAUAAGGUUGACAAUGGUCCCUAUAUCCUAUAUUAGCAACGACUCGAAUGGCCCUUUUCUGCAUUCUGAAAAUCUCCACAGCAGCUGAGGCAUCACCCCACAGCACCUUGCCAUAGCAUAAGUGUGAAUGCAACAAAGAAAAAUACACCAUAAGCAGAGUCCUUGUUCCUAUCACGCCUCUCAGUCGUCGAAGAACGAAUAUGUUGCUGGACAAUCUAUUUUUCAGGUCUGAGAUAUGUUGUUUCCAAUUUAGACUAUCAUCGAUCCUAAUGCCAAGCAACUUGACGGACUGUCCACUAUUUACCAAGCAAUAUAAAUCUGGUCGAAGUAUAACGGGUUCAAAUGUUUCAUUAUUUACCUGGAUUCAUGCCUAGGUCUCUACCUUUCCAAUCCAAUAAUGAAAAAAGCAAAAUUGUUCGAAAUGAAUAAAUAAAAAUGGCAAACGCGACGCCUCUGGCUACUCCCCCUAUGCACUUAAUUAUAUCUAGAACUUGCUACAAUAGCGCUACACCGACAAAAAAAAACCGUUUAUUUUAACAAUUUAAUCUCGGAUUUCUUGCACACGGCGGACGCCUGUGCCGCUCAUCAGUUUCGUUUUCCUUCGUGGGGUCAUGCACGCACACACGGCGACGGCAAAUCGUAAAACGUAACACAAGAGAGGCCGUCGACCAAGGUCUUUACCUGGCCACCAACCAACGUUGCCCGGGUACCAUCCGCAACGAAAUAUGGUCAGCCGUCGCGUUCUAACCAUCGGUGAAAUGUUCGACGUGAAAAUCGCGAUGUUGGCGUGAAUUUCUCUCCGUGACGACGAAUUUUGCCCGUUCUUAUGUCUCCUUGACCGCAGCACGAGUCAUAAAACAGGGAAAAGAAAUUAUGAAACAGGUGGAACUGCGUAAGGUUUUGAUGGUUGCCACUUUCUUUUGCCUCUGCCUCUUUGUCUACCUCUACUGGAAGCAAUCGUCCGGGCCCGUUCAAGCUUUGGUGUUCAGCUACAACCACAUUUACACUCCUCGCAGAAAUCCGCUUCCGCCUCAAUGGACGUGGCUUUGCGUCAACCAGAGGUGUGAACGUCGCCAGCUACAACAACACACCCCGGUAACUUCUUUGGCCACCUGCAGCAUGCUUUGCGGCUCCACCCAAUUAUGGCCGCAACCGACGGGACCCGUCUCUUUGGGUAGCAAAGCUUUGCUCUUCAAUCACAACCAGCUGCAGUACGAUAGCGUCGCGUCCGGUCCUGCCCAGGACCUCAUCCAAGACGCCUUCGCGAUAUUUAACAAUAGCGUGUAUAGUUUAGUCCAAAAUAGUGAAUACGCCAACGAAAAGACUGAUAUACGUAAGUUCUUAGUGAAAGUGAGUGUGGCGAACGGCGACAUAGUUAAAUUGAAAUUCAGUACCGACGAAAGUUAUAAGUUGGUCCUCAAAGCUCACGGUGCUGAGAUCGUCGCGAAUAUAACCGCCAAAACUUAUUUCGGGGCCAGGCACGGGCUGGAAACUUUAAGUCAACUUAUUUGGUGGGACGAGUACGCUAACAACAUCGGGGGAUUAAAAGUACUUAAAGGCGCCACCGUUCAAGAUGGCCCCGCGUUCCCGUACCGAGGCCUUAUGGUCGACACCGCCCGCAACUUCAUGCCAGUCGAAAGCCUUAAACGUGUUCUAGUGGGCAUGUCGGCCAACAAACUAAACGUGUUCCAUUGGCACGUGACGGACUCUCAGAGUUUCCCCAUGGUACUACCGAACGUGCCUCAAUUAGCAAAGACCGGUUCGUACAGUCCCGAGGAAACUUACUCCCCCGAAGAGGUGAAAGCCUUGGUGGAGUUUGCCAGGGUCAGGGGUAUCAGGGUGCUGCUGGAGGUGGAUACGCCUGGCCACGCUGGCAACGGAUGGACCUGGGGACCGGAGGAAGGUCUCGGAGAGUUAGCAGUGUGCGUGAACGAGCGGCCUUGGAGUCUGUAUUGCGGAGAACCGCCUUGCGGACAGCUGAACCCCGAAAAUCCCAAAGUUUACGACGUACUAGAGAAAAUUUACAGAGAUCUCAUCGAAUUAAGCGGCGAAAAUGAAAUUUUCCACUUGGGUGGCGACGAGGUUAACCUGGAAUGUUGGGCCCAACACCUCCAGAAAACCAACACCCUGAGCAACUACACUGAUUUGCACGAGCUAUGGGGCGAGUUCACCGUCAAAGCAUUGGGAAGGCUUCAGCAUGCUAAUGGUGGCGAAAAGGUGCCGAACGUCAUCGUCUGGUCGAAUAAACUCAACAAGCGGCCUUAUAUAACCAAGUUUUUCGAUAAGGAGUCGAUCAUAGUUCAAAGUUGGGGGGCGAGUCAGUGGACGGACACGCCGGAUUUGAUUGCAGACGGUUACAGGGUACUCGUUUCGCACGUGGACGCUUGGUACUUAGACUGCGGCUUCGGAAGGUGGAGGGAAACCGGAGAGGCGGCCUGCGACCCUUACAGGCCAUGGCAAACGGUUUAUAAUCAUCGGCCGUGGCAACAGAUGCACCUCGCCAAAAAGCAGAUUAUAGGUGGUGAGGUUUGCCUGUGGACGGAACAAUUGGACGAGACGUCGCUUGAUCAGCGACUGUGGCCUCGGACGGCAGCGUUUGCCGAAAGGGUGUGGACCGACCCCCCGUUAGAUCUUUCAACGUAUUCGAUACAAGAAGACGUUUACACCCGACUGAGCACUCAGAGGGAAAGGCUGGCGGCAAGGGGUCUGAAACCCGAGUCCUUGUGGCCGAAGUGGUGCGCCCAAAACCCCGGGAUGUGCCUUUGAUGGCGGUCCCCGGUAAGCGAUUUCUUAGCGAAUGAUUCGUUUAUGUCCUUUGCGGUUUGAAGGGGACUCGACAGAUGUUAUCUGCUUUUUAACGGAAUACAAAGUGUUUCCGAUGAAUCCCGCCAAAGGUGUCGGAUAUAUACACGGCUUUCAAUUUUGCUAAUAUCGGCAAAAGUGUAACUACUAACGUACGUAAUAUUUCCGGAACUUACGUGCAUAUUGACCACCGCCGUAUUUGCAUUAUGGCCAAAAGGGUCCCGAAAGACAGACAUUUUAUAAUAACUACUUAGAUUUCCUUCUUGCUUCUAUUUAAAUCAACAUUUAAAAAUUUAUAUAUCAAUUAUCAACUCUAUCAGAGACAACAGCAAAUUCGUAUAUUUUUUUAAUUUGUUGUAAUACUGUUAAUUAACCGGUCAAUUGACAACUUCUUAAUUGACCUGUCAAUUGACAACUUUUUAAUUGAUCGGUCAAUUGACAUACAAUUGACAACUUCUUAAUUGACCUGUCAAAUGACAACUUUUUAAUUGAUCGGUCAAUUGACCUACAAUUGACAACUUCUUAAUUGACCUGUCAACUGACAACUUUUUAAUUGAUCAAUUGACCUACAAUUGACAACUUCUUAAUUGACCUUUCAGUUGACAACUUUUUAAUGGACCUGUCAAUUGACCUAUAAUUGACAACUUCUUAAUUGGCCUUUCAGUUGACAACUUUUUAAUUGAUCGGUCAAUUGACCUAUAAUUGACAACUUCUUAAUUGACGUUACAGUUGACAACUUUUUAAUUGAUCGGUCAAUUGACAUACAAUUGACAACUUCUUAAUUGACCUGUCAAAUAACAACUUUUUAAUUGAUCGGUCAAUUGACCUACAAUUGACAACUUCUUAAUUGACCUGUCAACUGACAACUUUUUAAUUGAUCGGUCAAUUGACCUACAAUUGACAACUUCUUAAUUGACCUUUCAGUUGACAACUUUUUAAUGGACCUGUCAAUUGACCUAUAAUUGACAACUUCUUAAUUGGCCUUUCAGUUGACAACUUUUUAAUUGAUCGGUCAAUUGACCUAUAAUUGACAACUUAUUAAUUGACCUUUCAAUUGACAACUUUUUAAUUGAUCGGUCAAUUGACCUACAAUUGACAACUUCUUAAUUGACCUGUCAAUUGACAGCUUUUUAAUUGAUCAGAUAAUUAAACUGCAAUUGACACUGUCUUAAUUGACCUGUCAAUUGACAACUUUUUAAUUAAGAGGUCAAUUGACCUAGAAUUGAAAACUUCUUAAUGGACCUGUCAAUUGACGACUUUUUAAUUGAUGGGUCAAUUGACCUUCAAUCGACCACUUCUUAUUUGCCUAGUCAAAUUGGAUCAAAAUAUUUUAAAUAUCAAUUGUAGAGCGUUAUCUAUCGUUAUUUACUAAUAAUAUGUAUUUUAUAAUAAAUUAUUAUACAUUUGUGAUGUCCAAUUUACCUAUAAUUCUCUUCAAGAGCUAACCGAACACAAUUUGGGAAAUCCCAAUAAACAUAUCCACUCCAUUUACUUUUGAGAACGACACGAUGCCGACGUAAUGCACAAUAUAAAUAAGUAAAUAUAAAUUUCAUCGCAUUAAAAAAAAAAUCGGUCAAUUUACUGGUUAAAAAUUUGGGAAAGCCACAAAUGCUAUAAUGUGCAUUUGUCCAUAUCACCCGAGGCACCGGCGACGAACAUCCGAAAGCGGCCGAAACAUUUAUCCAAAUAAAGAGAGAGGUUCAGAUAGCAAAUUAAUUUAUAAAAUGCGGUUAAAUUGUUUUACUUUGGUUCAUUAUCUAUAUAGGUGGUCUCCACUAUACACUUACAAAUAAAAUAUAAUUAACAGUUUUGAAAAUAACGUAGAGGUUAUUGGACAUGAUAUAAAGUACAACAAUUUACGCUAUUGUUUAAGCUAAAAAAAUUACAACUUUUAUUAAACAUACUACAAUGAAGGUGUAGGUAGGUAUUUCAUUGACACCUAAGGGAUUUUUAUUUUAUAAUUUAUCCUUUCAAAAUAGGUAUCUUUAAGUAAUGGACGCGGUUGUUUUCUAAAAUUUUAAUGCAAUUUCAAUUUUUUCGUACUUGUUAUGUAACACUUCAGAAUUGUUACUUUACUGGUAUACGAUCCGGUAGUUCCGCGCCUACAUUUUAAAUUCUAAGCGCCUUUUUUUUUCCUGCCUCACCGGCAAACACCUGAUUUGCUCUGACGUCCGCGCUACCAGGCUAAGAAAGUCGUAAUUUAAUUCGCUUUAUUUAGUUGUUAAUACCAAUGUUUCAAAUACACACUUCUUAAUAAAUGGUCUCCUUAAAACUAUACCCUUUUAUCAAUGAAGAAUUAAUUGAACCCGACAGCGGAAUAAAUGCGUAUAUAUUCUCUUUGAAUAAAUAAUUCGUAAUAAGUAAUAAUUUGUAAUAAGUAAUCUAUUUAUCUUUCUCACUCCUUUCUCCGAGCGACAUGCGUGGUAUGAUAUCGUUUUCCUGUUUCGGUAGAACAGUGUGAUAGCUAGCCAAAAAGUGAUUAACCUACCGGCUUUUUCUUCAGCCAUCGCUUUGCGGAUAUAGGGUUAAAUUCACUUAGAUGUGUGGUCAGCGAUUUGGUGAUUCCGUUGCUGUUUAUAUUUUUGGUUCGUUCGGAGAACUGCCCACACUUACUCUGUAAGAGGAUUUGACUGCUACCGGCUGCCUACCAAGCUUUCACCCUCAAGAACAUCCAUCGAGGUAAAGUCUUUAACUAUUUAGCUUUUGUUACCUUUACCAUUCUAUUCACUCUUUAAAGAGUCAGUAAAUUUUCCGGCUGGUUUUCGGAAACUUUAUAGGGUCCUUGGAACACCCGUACUCUCGUUGGAGCACCCGCAUCUCCUUGAAGCCCUGUACUCGCCUUAGAGCACCCGUACUCCCUUUAGGAGGGCUCGCGUUUCGGAGGCUUCUGGAUUGACGUAUUCGGGGAGGAUUUAAACUUCGAAGUUCCUGUGUUCUCUGGAUAUUGGAGCACAUUUGAAUCAUUGCUUCACUACCGGCUCACUUGAUAGAUCUGCGCGAGGUCAGACACCCCCUGUAGGCUGCACUGUUCGGGAAAUAAACGAGGUGACGUCCAGUUCGAUGUAAGCGCUACGCGAGAUAUUGUUAGGCAUACCCUUUUUUUUGUUUUCCGUUUUUGUUACGCUCGGUAAUUUAAUCGAUACCUUUUUUUUUGCUAUACCGACACGGAAAUUCAAUAAUCAUGUAGUUUUUACUCUCGAAAAUUUGUGUACAAAUGCUUUGAAAAUUUAUGUAUAUUUAUUUGCGGGAAGUUGACGUACCGGUAAUACUGAGUAUGAUCGUGGUCGAGUUUUUUUUUUAAUAAUUACCUAUAUUGCCCCUGUUAGCCUGUGGUGAUCACCUAAGGGAAUUUGACCUUUUAUUUUUUUUCUUUGUGUAUUUCUAUUAUUUUGAGAAUUUCGUAUUAAACGUGCUGUCAACUUGUUGCGGGGACGGCAAUUGAAUUUUGCGGAGCUUUAGUCGGUAUGUCGCGGAUUUGUAGUUUCUCAUUAUCGACGCGUAAUAAAUAACGUAGACCAGUUUUCAUCUGUCUCUUUUUUGCCCCCUUAACCUUCACGACUAUCUUUUAUCGAUUGUACCAAUUUCAAUUUAAUGGUAGGUUUCAUCGUUAAUGUACUCUUUUUUUUGUAAAACAUCGGGUUCCUCACACCAUCUGAGAGACUGGAAGGUCUGCUACUUCCUGGCGCGCUAAGGAUAAAUAGUGCUAUAUUUUCUUUAUUAUUCGUGGACCCCCCCCCCCCCCCAUCCUUCCAGAACUCUGAGCACUACGGGUAACUAAUUUGCAAGCACCCAGCGACCCGGUUUUGCAAGAAAUUCAAUCUUUUUUUUUAUCUAUUCAUUUAUUUACCUUUUUUUUUUCUUUUUUUUUUCCUUUUCUGACCAAUAUUUCGCGUUGAUCUUAUAUGCGAUUUAGACCAAGAGGUGCGUGGCAGUUAUCCUGAUAACUACUUAGGUAACUUUUACUUUUUGAUUCUUGGGUGUGCCUGGUAGAUGGUUAUUUUUUUUCAUAAUCCAAGGUGUUUUAAUUGACAACCAUAUCCUCAAAAUAGUCGCAGCUGAAAUAUUUCAUAAAGAUAAAUCAUAUUGCUUAUAGAAUAAAUUUAAAAAUCAUUAAUAAUUUUAGCUGUGAGAACAAUUGGGCACACGUUUUUAUUAACCUUUCAUGAUUCGUGAUAAUCGCGGUAUGCAAUUUUCCCAGUAAAAGGUAAUUAAAUACAAUUUUACUAUGACCGCAGUGUUACAAUUAGGGACAUAUUUUUUUUUUAUAUCCUGAAACUUUUUUGCAAUCUACCCCUAAUUAAAUCAUUUAUGUGACAGAAUUUGUCAAAGAAACAGAGGUGACAUUCAAUUGGUGAGUGCUAUAAGUACAAAAGAAUCAUUUGUUUUUAAAAAUAUUAAAUUUUCUUUCACUUUUGGUGUUGCAAAAAAGACUUUUUGCAUCUAUUGCAGCAAUAGAAGAUGAAUCGUUUAGAUGUUGGAUAACUUUUUUAACUAAUCAAAAGUUGAAUAUCCAGAAAACUUUCCUUACAAAAUUGAACGCGUCAAGAUGCUUUUAGAAAUAUUAAUUUUUCGUGAUUAAUUAAAUGAUUUUAAAUUUGGGUUGCAGAGUUUCAUAAGUGACUCCAACGUCGUUAUGUCGUUAAACUGGUCUACUAUUGUAUUGCUUGCUGUGUUGUAAUUCUCGCCAUUUGAAUUAUGGUUUUUUUUCUAAUUUGACAUACUGAUCCACUAUAAAGUUAUUCGCAUAAAUCUGUAGAAUCCAAAAACGCAAUAAUUAAUUUACGUUCGUUAAAAAACAAUCUUCCCUACUUCUGUCAAAUAAAAUAUUUGAGUAAAAUACUUUUGUAAAUAAAUUAAAAUGGUUACUCGCGAUUGCCUUGAAUUUGCAUUUAUAAAAUCAGCGUUCUCCUUGUACCAAAAAACAAUAUAUUUUUCAUUUUUUUACUAUAAAAUAAUUGAGUAGAUAAAUAUUAUAAAUACUUUAAAAUUGCUGGCAUUAACUGAAAAUGAUGUGCUUAAAUACGUAAUUUGUAAAAGUGACAAUUCCGUAUUAUACCACAAAACAUUUCUACUGUGUACUCGAAAAAUAAAAAAUUAUUAUAUUAUAUAUAUAUAUAUAUAUAUAUAUAUAUAUAUAUAUAUAUAUAUAUAUAUAUAUAUAU
Molecule: messenger RNA, 8259 nt
Organism: Cylas formicarius (sweet potato weevil)
Lineage: Eukaryota; Metazoa; Arthropoda; Insecta; Coleoptera; Brentidae
Gene: Fdl
Product: probable beta-hexosaminidase fdl
Exons: 8
Coding region: 1169-3061 (630 amino acids)
Biological process (GO): carbohydrate metabolic process; glycosaminoglycan metabolic process; ganglioside catabolic process
Cellular component (GO): membrane
Molecular function (GO): beta-N-acetylhexosaminidase activity
Source: RefSeq, a predicted model, not a curated record